This is a messenger RNA of Cherax quadricarinatus, 2118 nucleotides long. The record is from RefSeq and is a predicted model, not a curated record. NCBI's taxonomy places the organism in Eukaryota, Metazoa, Arthropoda, Malacostraca, Decapoda, Parastacidae.
UGAGGUUACCAGAGAUGAUGGGAGUGACGUCUCUGAUAGUGUUCCUGACCACUGCUGUGCUCACGGCUGACAUGCACCCUCUUCACUAUCGAGAACUAGACUCAUUAACAAGAGGAAGCGAGGCAGUGAAUGCUGUGCUGGCAACAGAUUCUGCAGCACUCUGCUCACUCAUUCUCUUCGUUGACAGCAAAACUUCUUCUCGUUCAGUUUCAGAGAUAAUUGGGAACUUGAAAGCCUCGGAAGGUAUUGCUGUGUUCGCUGUGGCAGGGGACAACCAAGAGUAUAACGAGACGCAGGCGCAGCUGUGUCGGAUGGUCGACCAGGCUCGGCGGUUACGGCAGGUGUCGCGGUGUUUGAGGAUGAUGGUGGUGAGUGACGACGCAGCCUUCUUGGUGGCAUUCGCUGAGUGUUCCCUCGAAGGUCGUCUUUUGGUGUGGUCGAAUAGGCUCCUCGCUGUCACCCGCCUCUCCCUCCAGCAGCUGCAGCAAGUACAGAGACUUUCACAGACAAAUUCUAUACUGCUUCUCGUGAACACCGUCGCAGGAUAUUUACACUAUAAUAUGUAUAUACACCUACCAUAUACACCCAGAGAUACCAAGGCAUUACGAGUUGCUUCUUGGACGCCCAAGCGAGGACUCGUACUUACAACCCACCUUCCUCUCUUCCCUAACAAGUUCUACAAGUUCCUUCAGAAGCCAUCACUGGUGGUGGCUGGAGGCCAGUAUGAGCCUCACGUUAAUGUGUUAUUCAACAGCAAGACGCCCCAGGAUACAGAAGUCACGUUCUACGGACCUAUGAUCAACCUUCUGGAAAUAUUUGCACUCAACAUCAAUUUCUCGUACAGGAUUGUGCGGCCUCCUGACGGAGUCUGGGGAGCUAAAAUGCCAAACGGGACCUGGAUUGGCAUGGUGGGGAUGGUUGUCAGAAAAGAGGUUGAUUUUGCGCUUGGUCCAUUUGGCAUUACCGCUGUUCGUUAUGAAGCGGCGGAUUACACGAGGCCAAUAGUGAUUGACUACGCCAGGAUCAUGGCCAGGCGGGGAAGGCCGGAGGUGGAUCCUUGGGGCUUUGUGUUGCCCCUGGCACCGCUAGUGUGGGCUGCCACCCUGACGACGCUGCUGCUCCUCUGUCUCAUACUGCUCCUUCUCUCAAAAUGUUCCUCUUAUCUGCAUAUCAACCGAGAGACUACUGCAUCAUACAGUGUUUUAGACUACUUGCGUGUCUUAUUACAACAAGGUAUGCUAUUAAGUCAGAAUAAAAUUUUCUUAGAUCACCUUUUGUUUUUCUUAAGGAUGUGUUCGGUUAGGAAGGGCAGCUGGUGGCAACGGAUGUUACUGAUAGCCUGGAUGACAGUGACGCUGGUGCUAACUAGGAGCUACUCCGGUAACCUUAUGUCCCUCCUGGCUGUGAGAUACAGUCUUCAGCCUUACCAGACUCUCCAGGAUGCUGUGGAUGAUCCCUCCGUAGCAUUGAUCUGGGAGGAAGACUCAUCUUAUGUUCAAUCUUUCCGAAGAGCAACGUCUGGGAUAUAUAAAGCGGUGACGGACCUGGAGAAGAUAGGGAGAAAUGUUUACCUGACGUUUAGUUCGAUCUCUGAGAGAGCUCCAACACUGGUGAGGCGAGGCGAUCAUGUACUCGUGCUGGAGGAGAACUCGGAGAAUGUAUACAUAGCGCAAGACUUCUCAACCACAGAACGCUGUGAUUUUUACUUGUCUAGAGAGAAGGUGUUGCCUCUGAUGUUUGCUAUGAUCGGACGCAAGAACAGUCCUCUGGUGCCGGUGUUAAGCAACAGGAUCAGGUCAGUGAAAGAAGCUGGAUUGUACGACUACUGGAUGAAGACGAGUGUUCCCAACUCCUCCUCCUGUGCUCACACCUCUACCAAGACGACUGUCAAAGCUUCGCUCUCCCUUACUAACCUCUCGGGAAUGUUCGUGGUCCUGGUCUCCGGUUACGGUCUAGGUCUCCUGGUCUUUGGUCUUGAGGCAAUUAUUGACUGGAGCAAGAUGUCACGGAGUUAGUCACACAACUGACUAUAUAUCAUUAGGUAGAACACAUUAAAAAUAUAUAUAGCGAGUGUAAAAACAGAUAUUUGUCAGAAAUUUGUUGGCCCCGUUUAUAAAC